This is a messenger RNA of Rhincodon typus (whale shark), 510 nucleotides long. Its product is annotated as eukaryotic translation initiation factor 2-alpha kinase 1-like. NCBI's taxonomy places the organism in Eukaryota, Metazoa, Chordata, Chondrichthyes, Orectolobiformes, Rhincodontidae. The coding region runs from base 86 to 412 and encodes 108 amino acids. The record is from RefSeq and is a predicted model, not a curated record. The transcript has 3 exons.
UGAGAGUCUGGAGCCACAUGAAGACCAGACCAGUUUGUACUUCCGGGGCUGGCUUUGUGUGACACUAUCCGCUGAGAAUGGCCUGAUGCAGAGCGGUGCGAGUGUAACUCGGUAUACCCGAGACAUGGACUCAGGUGUCUCCACGCCGCGGGAUCGCAGUGGCAACUUGCGGCGACCUCGGGCCAAGUUAGCGUUUAGCUUCCCGCCGGAAGUUCCAGCCGCUUUCGAUGAAACCGAUUUGAUGCAGCAGUGUAGCUUGGUAGAUUGUAACCAAGCCAAAACAAAGUUGAUGGAUUUCACGGUUGCCAUUCCCAACCAGCUAUUGUUGGUCUCACUCCUGGAACAUCUCUGCUUCGUUUAUGAGAAAAAUCCUCAGCGUUCAAUGAGCCUGUUUAAAUGUAAGACACAGUGAGUAUGGUACUGUUGAAUAAUCUGGCUGAAAGACUAGGUUCCAGUAGACAGGAUGACUCCUGAGUUGAAAAGAAGCAGAAUGAAGGAAGAUGUUUUUUU